AUGUCUCAGCAGGACGAAUCAUCUUGGUUUUCAGUGGCCUUUACCUACGAAGAGGCAGAGCUGAACUCUAACACUAAGGCUCAUACCUCUGCCUCAGUCAUCUUACGUGGGGCGAAUGAUUUCAUGUGUGACCAGAUGGCGUGCUCUUUACAUGAUGCUCUUCGUGUGGUAAGAGUUUUGGAGUCAAAAUCUGUGAUUCCGGGUGGAGGCGCUGUAGAAGCAGCCCUUUCCAUAUACCUUGGAAACUACGCAACCAGCGUGGGCUCCCGGGAACAACUUGCUAUUGUGGAAUUUACAAGAUCUCUUCCUGUUAUUCCUAAUACUCUGGCAGUUAAUGCUGCCCAAGACUCCACAGAUCUGGUUGCAAAAUUAAGAACUUUUCAUCAUGAGGCUCAGGUUAACCCAGAAUACAAAAAUCUAAAAAGGAUUGGUCUUGACCUGGUCAAUGGUAAACCCCGAGACAACAAACAGGCAGGGAUGUUUGAACCAACCAUAGUUAAAGUUAAGAGUUUGAAAUUUGCAACUGAAGCUGCAAUUACCGUUCUUCGAAUUGAUGAUCUUAUUAAAUUACACUCAGAAUGCAAAGACGAUAAGCAUGGAGGUUAUGAAGAUGCUGUUCACUCUGGAGCCCUUGAUGACCUGAUUUCUUUUAUUUACAACAAUCUUAGAUGCAAUUUUCUUGUACCUCGAGACCCCAGAACUCCCAACGUGGGUGGCAAAGCCACGGAGCCGACUGCCGAUGCCAACGCCAACCCAAGGGCCUCGAGGGCGACAGCAAGAGCUCAGCCGCCAAGGCCUAGGAGCCCCCAUGUGCCUGCAAGGCGGGCCUGGAACAGCCUGAACUCCGGAGGUCCAGUGCGAAAGGGGGCGGGGCCAAGUUCACAGACAGAGGGACCAAUUACAAUCGGAACUACCCGAGGCCGCUGCGGUCCCCGCCACCGCCACGGGCGACCCGCCACCAGAGGGCGCCCCGUCCCAGCCCGGGGUGCACAACCUCCUCAUGCCAACUCUCUUUUCCUGAAACAGGCGCCUAAGACCCGCGCCGGAAGCACAUUUGCUGGAAAUACACCGGCCCGCGACGGUGAGCAGGACGCUGGGUCCCUGAACGAUGCUUUUAAAGGCUUUGACUCCACUGUCUACCCCUUUUGCCAGUAG
Messenger RNA from Aethalodelphis obliquidens (Pacific white-sided dolphin), 1155 nucleotides. Its product is annotated as T-complex protein 1 subunit alpha-like. The record is from RefSeq and is a predicted model, not a curated record. Gene Ontology annotation, molecular function: ATP-dependent protein folding chaperone; ATP binding. Lineage: Eukaryota; Metazoa; Chordata; Mammalia; Artiodactyla; Delphinidae.